Molecule: messenger RNA, 2178 nt
Organism: Zootoca vivipara (common lizard)
Lineage: Eukaryota; Metazoa; Chordata; Lepidosauria; Squamata; Lacertidae
Biological process (GO): negative regulation of T cell activation; intracellular signal transduction
Cellular component (GO): membrane raft; plasma membrane
Source: RefSeq, a predicted model, not a curated record
GAAGCUCCAUUCAGCUACCUUGGCCGUUGAUAAACCUACCCUCCAAGGGGAUGAGGCCCUGCUGAGAUGUUCCACAAGGGGGGGGGGAGCGUAGCACACUUCUGGUCGCAUCUACCUGCCCCUGGUACUUUUGCUUUUCAUUUUUUUGGUUUUGAAAAGCAGCGUGCAGUUGGGCGAUGCUGGCAGGAAGCAGGCUCUGCCACAGGGUGCAUGUGGCCUCUGCUCAGAGGCAGCCACCCACCCUGGGAAAGUCAGCCGUGCGAUAGAGCUGCCUGCAGCCACCCAGAAAGCUGGGACCUGACCUUUUAUUCUAGAAGACGGGGAGGCCAAGCCGAACGAUCAAGGGAUUCCGAUUGCUGGGGAAGAUUUACAGAGAUGCUCUAUGCCUGGCUCUGUUCCUCCUACCUCCUGCACUGCUAAACAUCCUAUGCCAAGUGCAUCUCGCAGGGGAAUCCACUGAUGGCUCCACCCCUGGAGGAAGUGGGGGCUGGCGGCUUCUUCCCUUCGUUCCUUGUUGUCUCUCUGGUUGGCAUAACCGCCUCUCUCUUGGCCCUCUGCGCACUUUGCAGGAGGAAAGAGAAGAACAGGGCAAUUCCACAAGAUGGUGUGAUGCUGGAGGAAGCAGCGGAGCUCUUGACGGUCGUCAACUCGCACCAGCUGUACAGGGCAAAUUUCAAGGCAAAAACUCCUCCUCUAGAUCUGAGGUCAACCAGUGGCAACAUCCCUUACUCAUUGAGCGAAGACGAUGGGACGAUAUCCAGCUGCAGCUUCAUCAUCCUGCCUCAGAGGGGGCUGCCCCGGAUCCCCCCAGAGGACCCGCUGUCUCCAGAUCAGACUUACUCAAACCUGAGCUUCCCAAAUCGAGUUGAGGAUGUGCUGUACGAAUCCAUGACGGCGUCGGAAGAAGUGACGGAGGAACCGAGCCCUAUCACGAAGGAGGAGGAGGAGGAGGAGGAGGAUGCUAUGGGGCAAGAGGACCGAGCAACAGGAGCCGAGUACGCCUGUGUUCUGAAAGGGAAGAAGAUGAAGGCCCACCAGCACGCGAGGAUGGAGGCAGGGACCUCUGAAGCAUCGCAGCAGGGAUCUCUAGCAACGACAUUUCACACUUCUCAAGCAGUGCAGGUAGAAGAAAUGUAUUCAGUGGUGCGCAAGGAGAGGAAGAAGGAGAAGAAGAAAAUUGAGGGCUCUGAUGGGCACAGUGGAGAGAGACCAUCCCAAGGGGAGAAAAGCCUAGGAAAUGCCCUGGUGGCACCUGCCCAUCAGGAAUCAGAUGGCAGGGCAGGGCACCAGCCCUCAUUCUUCCAGCCUCCCGCUAUCGAACCCUGCUAUGAGUCUGUUGGCUGUGAAUCGUGGGUAGGCAAUGGCAGGAAGCCAAGCGCAGAGCCUGCUUAUGAGGCUGUAGAUACUUACUGGAAAAACUCAAGGAGGAAAAGAAAGCCAAAGAGGAACGCCCCAGCAGAAAACCUAUACGAAAGCAUCGAAAACUUGGCAUUUCAGUUUCAGAAUCAAAACAUGCUGGCCCAUUUUGAAAUCUGACUCUUUGGUUCGGUUUACCUAUUCAGGCGGAUGUAAAUGAAUUAAGUGGACAUGGUUACUAAAUGCCGUUGCAUGUCAGCCCUCGGAAACCAUCAAACGCUGACUGCAGUUGCAUGUUAACUGGCAGAUGCCCCCGAAACGCUGAUUUCUGCAUGCCAGACACUGAGAAAGGGCACCUCCAGACGACAUCUUUUAUUGACCACUUCUUGUAUCUGCUUGCACAAAGCUUACACGGAGGUUAGGCUAUUUGUUAAGCAUUUCUUCUCAUUUGUUUGCAGGGAGCUUAUAUGACAACUGGCAUCAAUUAAUCUGGUAGAAUGACAAAGACCAAUAAAAAAAAGCCUUAAAAUAUCGUGGUCGGGGGAGGAGAGGAAGGUGCCAGAGCAGAACCUCAGUGCUGGGGGACAUUUCAGAUGAUCACUUAGCACCACAAGGAACUUUACGAAGAGCAUCAACGUGUCUGGCUGCAACCCUGCACCUGCUUACUUGGGAGUAAGCUUUAAGAGCCUCACUGGAACUUCCCCUUCUGAUCUGAGUUGUCACGGAUUGAAAUGACCAGGAAUGAUGAGAGCUGCAGUCCAACACCCAGAGAGCUGCCAUUUCCCUACUUAUUGCUGCAAAGCAUUCACAGUUGUUUUUCAG